AGUCCUGUAGAGAAGAAUGAAUAUAUUAAUACUAUAAAACAAUAAAAAUACAGAACAAAUUUGUUAUGCAAACCAUGAUGUGGUGAACCAUCAUUAUGAGCCACUUGUAUGCAACCAAACCUCCACUCCAGAUAGAGAGGCAAUUUGAGAGAGAGAGACCCAGAGAGAGAGAGAGAGAUAGACCCAGUGAGACUGGCUGGUUUAAAAGAGAGAGAGACUUGAUCCAGUAGGUGGCGCUAACACUAUCAUUUCAUACACACUCAGUUAUUUUCAGGUCAGGAAUCUGAUGAAGUAUGUGCAGUUAUCUGAAUUCAUAUAAAUACUGAAGACAUGAGAAUAAAACUUGGUUAAAUGAAUAGGUCAGUAUCUGUUUGUUGUGCACAGCUUUGUUUGUCAGUUGUCUAGUAUAUGCACCAAAAUCAGCUGCCUCUAAACUGGGUGGCAACAAAGGCAUCUGCCUUUACAUCAGUGGCCGUUUCUGUUGACCUCUAAGAGCUACCGCUACCAAGAUUUAACCCUGCAGCUACUGCAUUUCUAUUGGCUGAUGGAGCUGCUCUAACAUCUGAAACACCACUCAGGGAACUAACUGGGACUCCUCUUCAGAGUCGAGUCCAGUUCAUUGAUAUAAACUGGUUUACGAGUGUCAGAAUUGAGAGGAAUAAACUUAACAACGUCACUGCAAACAUGGUAAGACCUAGCUUGCGAACCAAAGCUAAGAGUCACCUUGGUUGCUACAGACCGGUCGGUUACUGCUCUUGUGUUGUCACUGAUGCUAACGUGUGCGUUCUCACAGGCUGAGAAGAGACACUGCUGGGACCUGAGGAGGGGGAUGGAUAAACGCCUCGCUGACGAACGGCAGAGGAUGCGGGCGGCUCAGAUUUGUGAAAGAGAUCGGCAGCUCCUUGCCGUAAUGAAGCAGGAGGAGGGCAGGCAGGAGAGGAGGAGACUCAUUUGGCAGGUUGAGGACGUAAUAAAGAGAAUAAAGCCACUUGAAAAAAAGGAGAGGGUAGCUAAAGAGCUGGAUCCUCAGCAGUGCACCGAAGAGAACAGUUUAAAGCUUCGAGAAUUGGAGUUGAAUCUGAAAUAUGCAUCUCUGAACAAGGAGAGAGCUGCACUGAUUUCAGAGCAGGAGGCCAUGCGGUCUAAGACCAUGAAACUGAAGGCUACAGAAAGAGUGACAGAGGGAGGCGCUGCUGGGACAGACAGAUGAAGAAGAGAGAAAGAGCUCCAGUGUGGGAAUCAUGAAUCAUUUUACACAGCCUCAUUUCUUCUCUUGAUCAAACAAGUGUGUGAUCAUCAGUGUAUCUUGAUUCAUUAUUUAAAUAAAUCUUUAA
Molecule: messenger RNA, 1334 nt
Organism: Platichthys flesus (European flounder)
Lineage: Eukaryota; Metazoa; Chordata; Actinopteri; Pleuronectiformes; Pleuronectidae
Product: meiosis-specific nuclear structural protein 1-like
Exons: 4
Coding region: 770-1210 (146 amino acids)
Source: RefSeq, a predicted model, not a curated record